AAGAACCAAAACUCAUGGAUCCUAAUCUAUAAUAUCUUCCAUAGCUACCGGGAAGAACGGACAACGAGAUCAAAAACUACUGGAACACGAGGCUGAAACGCCUCCAACGUCAAGGUCUCCCUCUCUACCCGCCCGAUAUCAUCCCAAACAACAACCAUCACCAUCACCAUCAUCAUCACCACCAUCAUCCGCACAUGCCUACCUCCCCUCUCCCCUCCCCUUCUUCCACGGCCACGGCCCCGACCCCGUCCUCUUCCUUCACUUUCCAGACCAUACCGUCCCCUAACCUAUUGCGUCCUCUCAGCCCUACACCGCCUUGCCACACUCCCACCACUCCACAAACCCCUCCUCACUCUCUCUCUUCUCCUCGCCAGUUCUCUACUCUCCCUCUCUUCGCCCUCCCGAGGUCCCCUUCCUCUUCCCUCUCCCAUCCCGACAUCAAUGCCUUCACCUUCCCCCGCCCCCCUCCUCUCCUCCAGCCGCCUUCCUUCCGUUCUAAACGUUUCAGUUCUCAUUCUGUUAUUCCCGCUAACGUGAGUUGCAGCAGCGGGUUUUCGCCAGUGGGGAAGAGCCCUUACUCUUCGUUUCUAACGCUGCCUUAUUCUUCCCCGGCCACUCCAACUGGUUCUUCUUCUUACCCGAACGCCAACGCAUCCUCGUCCUCGUCCUCCUCCUCCAUCGCUCUCCUCGUCUCUUCCUCUCCCACUUCUCCUCUUCAUUCCUUCUCUCUAAACCCUUCCUCUCCUUACCACUCAUCCCAAUCCCCUACUCAUCAUAUGCUUCAUACCCAUUUCUCUCCUUCCUCCCUUCAGUCCACUGAACCCGUUUCUGUCUACUCCAUUAAACCCGAGCUCCCUUCGAACCAAAUGUCCCACUCGACCUCUGUAGCCGGCUAUGAUGUCAUCAGCUUGACAGGCGAUGAGAAACAUCAUCACCAUCAGCAGCAUCAUCAUCACCAUCAUCAUCAGAAUCUUGAUGCUGGUUUGCAUAGUAAUAGCUGCGAGCUGUUAGAGAAUGUCCUCGACGAAGCUGAGGCUUUGGCCAGCGGCGGUCGAGCUUCUAAGAGGAGACAAGUCAUGUCUCUGCCUGACCAGAACGACAACAAUGCCAACAGCACUGACAACUUGGCCAGUUUCGGCUUAUGUCCCCCACAAGGGUUAAGAGAAAGGGAAGAUGAUCAGUCGCUCCAGAUGAACGCCAUGCAAGAAGACAUAACGAAGCUUCUUGAGUGGGGAAGCGACAGUGGAGGAGAGAUCUCGAACGGGCAUUCCUCUGUCGUGACGGACGACAAUCUCGUCCUCGACGUUCAUCAGUUCGCGUCGUUGUUCCCAGUCGACACUUCUUCGGCAUCUGCCAACGACCACAACAAGAACAGCACCACCACUUCCUGUUCUUGGGACAACUUGCCCGGAAUCUUCUGAAAAAAAAAAAAAAGAAGAUCGGUCGACAAAUGAGUUCUUUCUUGAUCAUUGAUUUACCAUUUAUCCGGAUUUUUAAGUGCGUGAACAAAAUAAAUUUGUUGUUUAUUUCUAAUUACUUAAUUACUAAUAUUGAUUUGGCAGUGACUUUGGAUGCGUUUCAUCUGUUUGUUCAUAAUGCAUUCGCUCAUCAUUAAGAGCUC
Tarenaya hassleriana is the source of this 1621-nucleotide messenger RNA. RefSeq names its product DNA-directed RNA polymerase II subunit RPB1-like. Lineage: Eukaryota; Viridiplantae; Streptophyta; Magnoliopsida; Brassicales; Cleomaceae. The coding region runs from base 195 to 1421 and encodes 408 amino acids. The transcript is spliced from 2 exons. The record is from RefSeq and is a predicted model, not a curated record.